UAAAUUAAUCUGUUCUUUAGCUAAAACGAAACAUUAUAAGAAAAAUUGUGAUAAAAGAAACUGAAACACACAACAAUUAUUGGAACUAUUUCAAAAUUUAAAGUUAAAACUUUUGAUAUAAAAUUAUGUGGAAAGGGGCCAGAGGAAAUCAAGUAUCCCCCGAUCCCUGGGGUGAUGAUCCAGUUGAAGUUGAGGAAGUGCCCAUGGAACCCCCGUCAUAUAAUGACUGGGACCAACCAAAACAAUCGUACAAUAAACCAGUACAGCAGAAAAAACAGGAAUCAAAAAUAAAAAAUGAAUCAAAGUCCAAUGGUGAAAUUAAAAUGGAAAAUAUUCCUGAAAAGAAAGUUGAAUCAGAAUUCGUUUAUCGAAGUAAAGAAAAAAAGCAAGUUGAAAACAUGGAGGAAGUUGAUACAUAUAUAAACAAAAGAUUCAACAACAGUCAUGCUUGGACACCAUAUCUCUGUGAGAGAAAAAGGGAACUGCUGAUGGCAGGACCAGUGAAGCCAAGCAAAGGUCUCAGACACAGAGUUAAAAAUAGAUGGAACAGCUUUAAGAUAAGCUGGAACGAGUUUUUGUACAGCUUUGAGGUCUGGAGAAAUGCUAUCAAAAAAAUUGAAGGUCAUCAAGGUGCCGGUGUUGCGUCAUAUUUCGUAUUCUUACGCUGGCUUUUCAUUUUGAACAUCUUCAUAUUUCUGCUUAUCUUUUGGGUGAUCACAUUCUUUCAAGUGACGUUUGAUCCUGAGACAACAUAUGAUACAGACCUGACAGGAACUGGAUCUUCAGCCUUUACAACAACUGUAGCCGAGACAUGUACGACCCAGUACAACCCAAAUGUCACCUCUGAUGCUUUGAGCCUUAUAUUGGGAUUUUUUCAAGGAACAGGUUGGAUGGAAGAGACAGCCAUGUUUAAUGGUUACUAUGUAGACAGGAAAGUGAAGCUGGCAGCGUCAAAUUACAACCUUCCAUUAGCAUACUUCCUUGUUACUGUUGCUGUCAUGCUUAUCAGUCUCAUCGUAAUGGUUCGCAAUACCCUUUCAAACUUCAAGGAGACAGUGUUAGCCCAGGAAAAUGCCAAACAAGCCACAUAUUGUAACGGUGUAUUCGCUGGUUUUGAUUAUAGUGUUAUUGAACUUGAAGCCGUGGAACUAAAACAAAGGAGCAUUUAUCGUGGACUUGUGGCUGAUUUGGGAGAACAAAGAUAUGAAAUAGAAUGUCAAAAUCGUACAACAGGACAGAAAUGUAGGCUGUAUACUGUACGAAUUAUUGUCAACUUUAUCAUAAUACUGAUGUUAGCAGGAGCUGGAGCAGCUAUCUACUAUGCCCAGGAUUAUUCUACAGAGUUUACAACAGAUCCGGAUGUGGAGAACAAGUAUCAUUCUCUUGUGAUACUGGUGGUACAGUUUUUACCAUCUAUUGUGAUUGGACUGCUGAACGGAAUUUACCCACUUAUUUUUGACGUUCUUGUCAUUUUUGAAAAGUACAGACCAGCCUUUGUUAUCAAGAUUUCAUUAAUCAGGAUGGUAUUUCUGAAGCUGGCCUCGCUUGCUAUGGUGGUAGCAAGUUUAUAUGUACAAGUAACAUGUAAUGAUCAAAAUGCCUGUCUUAUAGGACAAAAUAGCUGUCCAGCUAUUGAGUGUUGGGAGUCCUAUGUUGGUCAGGCUGUGUACAAACUGGUAGUGAUGGAUUUCCUGAUAAAUGUUGGGGUUACCCUUGGCGUAGAGUUACCCAGGAAAUUAAUUACAACAAAAUGUGAAUGUGGGUUGUUCAAGAAAGUAGGUCCAGCUAACUUUGAUAUCCCAAAGAAUGUUUUAGACCUUGUCAAUACUCAAACACUUUUGUGGCUGGGAUUUUACUUUGCACCACUGUUGUCUGCUGUUUGUAUUGUGACAUUCUUCCUUGUCUUCUACCUUAAAAUGUUGUCAGCAAUGUAUAAUACAGUGCCUCCUGAGAAACCCUACCAGGCUUCAAAAUCUAACUCCUUCUUUACUGUGAUUCUGAUGAUAGCAUUCUUCCUCAUCUGUGUACCUGUUGGGUAUACGUUAUCCAACAUGGACCCAUCACCUAUGUGUGGACCAUUUAGGAUAUAUAAUAAACCAUCAGACAUUAUUGAUGUACAGAUUAACAAUGCUGCUUCCUGGUUCCAGACAGUAUGGAAUAUAGUAACAUCUGCUGCUGUUGUGUCAAGUCUUCUUAUACUGUUGUUAUUAGCAAUCUACUAUUGUUCAGCAUUAAACUCGGCACACAAAGAUCUUGUUGAAAAUAUGAAAGAUCAGUUAGUAUUAGAAGGAAAGGAUAAACAAUAUCUGCUGUCAAGAAUUGCAGAGCUGACAGGAGAACCUCCUAAAAAACAACCACCUCCUUAUCAAAAACCUCAGCUUAAAACAAUUAAUGAGACACCCCCACCACCUGUUGUAAAAGGGAAGAGCAAACCUGUGAAGAAUUCAGAUUUUCCAGAAAAGAAUGGAGAUAUUGGAGUAGAGAAAACAGAAGAAAUAAAUUUGUAUGGAAAAGAAAAGAGCAUAAUUCUCUCACCAGUGAAUGGUGUAGCUCCUCAACCAGCAUUGUACAAAAAUGAAAAAGAUGUAAAACCUGUGACACCAGCUGCUGAUUUCCGUGAAAACACCUGGAAUAAUCCGUCUCCAGACACCUCCCAUUUUGUCAACAAGUCCAGCCCUCCUCCAGUCGUCCUACCAGUGAAUACCAGAUCCUCUCCACCAGCAAAACUGGUAUCUACGGCAGAUAAUCAACCUUCUCCUGUAAAUAACACACCUAGUUACAGGGCACCAGUUCUAAAAAGUGAUCCUGUGAAAGAUUCUACACCAAACAAUGGACAUGGGUCAUCUCCCCUGUUUGCAAACAACUCUAGUAAAAAGACGGCAAAAGAAGCCCUGGAUGACUGGUAGACUAAAUACACAUACUUUGUAAUAUACAGUGAUGUAGAACAAUAUUUUGUGAUAAUUUUUUUCUGUGAUAUUUUUAUUUAACAUAAGGUAUUACAUUUGUUUACUAGUAUUAUAACUAGUAUUAUAUUUUUAUAAGAACAUUUUUUCUCUGAAACAUAUGAUAAGCAAUUAUUUCUUUCAUUCCUACCAGAAAGUUGGAAAAUACAUUUGAUUGGUCAUCAUAAUGUUUGGGUAUAAGAAACUGAAAUUAAAUAUAACCAUAGGUUAGGACAAUAAAUUGUAACAUUAAUGAUUUGGGUUAUGACAGGCUGUUUACAGUAAUUUGAUUUGUGAAUAUAUUAAACAUGUGAUGGAAAUAUUCAUAAUGUAAAAUAUAUGCAAUAACUUGUAAAGAGCUGCAUAUAAUGUGUGAUUUUGUUCAUUCUCUUUAACUUUCAGUUUACCAUUACCAUGCUUGAUAUCUUAAAUGGACUUGCCCAUUCUUUUAUUAUGAACAAAACCAUUUACCUUUUGU
Messenger RNA from Ruditapes philippinarum (Manila clam), 3420 nucleotides. Its product is annotated as transmembrane channel-like protein 7. Gene Ontology annotation, molecular function: mechanosensitive monoatomic ion channel activity. The record is from RefSeq and is a predicted model, not a curated record. NCBI's taxonomy places the organism in Eukaryota, Metazoa, Mollusca, Bivalvia, Venerida, Veneridae. Bases 126 to 2906 code for a protein of 926 amino acids. Gene Ontology annotation, cellular component: plasma membrane. The transcript is spliced from 17 exons.